AUGUUUUUAGGAGGACUAAAACCAAGGACAGCCUCUUGGCUGAGUAUUGGUGAACUCGCCAACCUUGAGGAUGCGAUCGCUGUCGCUCGAAAAAUCGAAGCUGGAGAGUACUAUGAUGAAAGAAAUGGCAAAGAAAUAGAACCUCCAAUAAUUCCACGACAAGACCCCGGACAAAUUAUCGAAAUAAUAACGUUGAUAAUAAUGGAGGAAGAAGCAGAAAUAAUAAUAAUGGUACACUAUAUCACUGCCAUAGAUAUGGGGAACUUGGACAUAUCUCGUGCAACUUCACCCCCAGGACCAAAUUCAAGACCAAGACAACCCGGCCACCCGAAUUUUGCAAAGGCCAAGGGACUAGUUGCUCCCACACCAACCUUGGAGAAUGGAAAUCCACUACUUAUCGAAAUAGACCUGGUGGUUUCGCCUCCAAAACCUCGCCGAAAGGCGAAUGUAACCCUUGGACAAAUGUUGCAAUAUCCUGAUCAAAGAAAAAAGCUAGUGAAUGCCCUGAAACGACUAUUCCCGCCAACACCAUCCAUUCCUAUGAUAGUACAGGUUCCUGAAGAGAUGGAAACCAAU
Molecule: messenger RNA, 576 nt
Organism: Scutellospora calospora
Lineage: Eukaryota; Fungi; Glomeromycota; Glomeromycetes; Diversisporales; Gigasporaceae
Source: the annotation of a GenBank genome assembly